Cheilinus undulatus (humphead wrasse) is the source of this 738-nucleotide messenger RNA. Its product is annotated as claudin-10-like. Lineage: Eukaryota; Metazoa; Chordata; Actinopteri; Labriformes; Labridae. The coding region runs from base 1 to 738 and encodes 245 amino acids. Gene Ontology annotation, biological process: bicellular tight junction assembly; cell adhesion. The record is from RefSeq and is a predicted model, not a curated record. The transcript is spliced from 6 exons. Gene Ontology annotation, cellular component: bicellular tight junction; plasma membrane. Gene Ontology annotation, molecular function: structural molecule activity.
AUGUGGAAGAGACAUGCUCAGAUCCUGGGCCUGCUGCUCUGCACUCUGGGCUGCUGUUUUGUAGGAUGUACUCUCGCUAUGGACCACUGGAGGGUGGCCCAGCUGGGAGGCGAGGGAGGCUCCUCAGUAGUGGUGACAGCUUGGUACUGGUCCGACCUGUGGAGGGACUGCUACGAAGACUCCACAGCUGUAGUGAACUGUGUGGACUUUGGGGUUCUGUGGACGGUCAAAUCAUACAUCCUGGUGGUCAGGGGGCUCCUGUUCUGUGGCUUAUUCCUCGGUUUGUUCGGCACAGUGCUCACGUUUUUCGGCAUGGAGUGCACACGCCUCAGCAGUGACCAGAAAAGUAAGGACAGGAUGUUAAUCACGGCGUCUGCUCUCCACCUGAUGGGCUGUGUAUCAGACCUGACUGGUUAUUGUUUAUACAUAAACAGAGUGGUUGAGGUGUUUUUACACAUCAAGGCAGACCCAGCAAAACUGAGUUAUGACAUCGGCCUACCUCUAUACCUCGGCCUUGUUGGAAGUUUCUUCAUUUUCCUCGGCUGUAUCUUUCAGUGUGCCACAGCAUGUAGAGUUAUACAUCAAAACAGCAGACAUCCCAUGAUUCUCUUCAUCGCUGAAAAAGGAGAAGAAACAGAAAUCUUCAGAGGACAUAAACACAUCCGUGCACCAUCAAGACUGUCAGAUGGCUUCAGAAACACUCUGUCCUUUAAGAUGGCUUCUGUUGUGACAGUGUAA